Molecule: messenger RNA, 1065 nt
Organism: Ruditapes philippinarum (Manila clam)
Lineage: Eukaryota; Metazoa; Mollusca; Bivalvia; Venerida; Veneridae
Product: probable serine/threonine-protein kinase DDB_G0271682
Exons: 1
Coding region: 1-1065 (354 amino acids)
Biological process (GO): protein phosphorylation
Molecular function (GO): ATP binding; protein kinase activity
Source: RefSeq, a predicted model, not a curated record
AUGAGACCUUUAGUGGUGCAGAAUAACAAGGGCAAUGUGAAACAAAUGGGGCCUAUAGAAAUACAGAGUCCUGAGAAAAAUGUGAAACAAAUGGGACCUUUAGUGGUGCAGAAUAACAAGGGCAAUGUGAAACAAUUUGGGCCUAUAGAAAUACAGAGCCCUGAGCAAAAUGUGAAACAAAUAGGACCUUUAAUGAUGCAGAAUAACGAGGGCAAUGUCAAACAAAUGGGACCUUUAGAGAUACAGAAUCAUGAGCAAAAUGUGAAACAAUUAGGAUUUGAAGAGGAACAGGAUCAAGAGCCAAGUGUGAAACGAAACGGACCUUUAGAAGUACAUGAUAUUGAGAAAAAUGUGUAUUCAGAUAGUUGUGUAACUGAAUUACUUGGGAAAAAAAAUGAGAAUCAAGGAGUGCAACAAGACAUUGGAAAGUAUGAGCCUCCAAGUAAAAAAAAUAAAACAAAGUCAUCUGAUGAAUUGCAUGUAGAUCACUUGAAUAUUCCUUUUGAAAACUUCGAACUUCUUGAAAAAAUAGGCGGAGGCGGAUUUGGAGAGGUGCACCGAGGCAAUAACCUUGGUACAAAUAUUGCUGUUAAAAAAUUGAAACUAAAGCGAAUGAAAUUAGUAAAACAAUCAGUACUAAGGGAAGUUGAAAUUAAUAGCCAUAUUCGGCAUCCGAAUAUUGUUUUGCUUAUGGGAUAUUCCAUAAACGCUGAUCACCUAUACAUCCUCACCGAACUGAUACAGGGUCCUUACCUAGAUGACCUUUUGUUUGGAGAAGAAGGACAUACUCUUCAAAUGAGUCAGAAACAUCUUAUUUCUCAACAAGUUACGCAAGGAAUUGCCUACCUCCAUAACAGAAAUCCGGUAAUAGUUCAUAGAGAUAUUAAACCAGAAAAUAUAUUGUUAUCACCAAACUUUGACACUGCUAAAGUGUGCGACUUAGGUUUAUCUAAAUUAAAAACUAUGAACACAAUGCAUUCAACAAUUUUUUCAAAAGAAUAUGAUGCAACCAGGUACUCCGGCGUACCAGGCCCAGGAAAUUCUCGUAGAUCUGUUGUCUGCUAA